AUGUUUGCUGGAUAGUUGGGCCUGAAAUGCCACAUCAACGCUCUACAACACCAAAGCCAAGGAGUUAUGGAAGGUGGCAGAGCCUCAGGGACAGCUGGCAGCGUUGGCCGUAAGAGACUCCACCGGAGGCCGGGCUACAUGAGAGGGGAACAGACCAGACCACAAAGUUUUACAGAUGAUAUUGAAGACUUGGAGGAAGAACAAGAAGAAAAAGAUGGAGCAAUUUGCAUAAGGAAUGGAAAGAGUAAAUGUGAAACUGAGGGGGUAAUCACUGCACAACCUGACAAAACCUCCCAUGACAUCCCUCUUGCGUCCACCAACAACAGUGCCCUCAGUGAACCAAAGAGUGAACUCAUGUUAAACCACACCCCGGUAUUCCAGCAUUCAACUGCUCCUGAAGAGUCUUUCAACUCCAGUUUUAGUUUCAUUCAACAGUCUCUCAGGACCCUCAUGGCUCCUGCAACACCAGCACUUGAUCCAGAGCCAAAAGCUACCGCAGUGCCUGAUUUCUCUCAAAUUCAAUCAGCAGCAUUGUUUCCUGUUCAGCCUGAAUCCAAACCCUCCACCCAUGUCACAGCUAACUCAGUCCUGAGCAGCCACAAAGAGAGGGAGACACUCUGUUUAGGUGGACGGUUUUGGGGUGAACACGCGUGGGACAGCAGAGAUGGUGACUUCCAGUGUCUGGAUACAGAAAUCACUUCUUCAUUGUCACUUGAUUCAGACACCGCCUCUGCAUCCUCAGUCACGUCAGGAUACGAGAGCGCCACACCUGCUUCUGACCAAGGUUGGGACAAUUUGGUGAGGAAGUAUGACAACGUACUGCAAGAGUGUCUCCAAAACAACCGGACGCACACAAAGAUCGAAUCCAUGAUGUUAAAGCUUCAGAGACUGCAGCAAAAAGCCAUUGUGGAAGAUGACUAUGAUGCAGCUGAGCGAUUUGGGAAAAAGCUGGAGGAGCUGUGCAAGGAGCGAGGAGCUCUUAAACUCGGUUUACCUUCCAGACAGCCCAGCGUGGCUCUGUUCCUCCAGAGGCUUAGAGAGGUGGUGCAGAGCGCCCUCCGCAGGGCAGACAGCAGUCAGCACAGGUCAGGAGUAGAAUCCGAUGGAGGAGAGCAGUCGGACUCAAUGCGCCGCCGAGAUCGUCUCAUACAAGAGAAGCGGACGGUAGAGGAGGAAAUGGAGGAACUCCAGCAGAGACUGGCGGAGCUGCAGGAUCGCAGUCGAUGUCUGGACCAGCAGAUCCAGCAAGAGGAACAACAGAUGGAGGCUGAGGAACUGGAAGGGUCCAUUCUGAGGAGCUGUACCACGGCCCAGCUCCGAGACAUGAGCCGAACCCUUCAUGAUCUUGUGAUGUCUGACAACCGCAUCCAGAUCUUAGUUUCUCCUCCUCCUUCCAUGCUCAGACUCCAGGAGCAGGAGCAAGCAUUGAAUCUAUCCAUCAAGGAAGCCACUGCCAAAGUGGUCAUGAGUCAGAAGCUGGGCAGCAGCCUCAGGAGGAAAGUCAGUGAGACUGAAACUCAGCUCUUAGCUCUGCAAGAAGCCAAACUGGCUGCCAUCUCAGGUAAUGACUUCAGCAGCGCCAAGGAGCUAAAGGCUGAGAUGAAGGCGGUAUACCAGGAGCAGGAGCGACUGGAGGCCCUGGCCAAAAGGCUACACAGUCUCAGCUCAGGGAGCAGCCAAGAGCUGGCCAGGAUGAAGGAGCAGCGGCAGCAGCUCAGACAGGAGCUGGAGCACAGGGAGGCGCGGCAUGAAAGCCAGCUGAAAGACAAUGCCGUCAAAUAUAUUGAGCUAUUGGAGGACAGGUUACAUAGCUGUAGCUGCUCAGGCCUGGAGCGGAUUUGGGAAGCAGACCUGGAAGCGUGUCAUCUAUUCUUAAGAGGUUUGCAUUUACGCACAUCCGUCAGUAUCGGAGCAGACAUGGAUGACCAUCUCGCCACAGCUGACUAUGCUUCAAAUCGAAUGUGCGACAAAGAGGAAGAAGACAGCGCCAUGUUAACUGCGUUGGGCGGCCGCUGGUGUCCCGAGGCUAAUUUACAGAACUCUGAGUUCACCAAGAAAUUGGAGGAGUUUUUGUUCUGCAUGGAAGAUAAUAACCCACAGGACGUGUCCAGCGAUGAUGAAGCGGCAGACCUAGCUGAGCGCUGUGAGGUGAUCAGUGAUAGACUGAUGACCUUGGAGGACGACUUACACACGGCCAUACUAAACCGGGAUCAGGCCCUGGCUGAGUCACUGGAGAGGCAAGUUCAGGAGGUGAAAGCCACUUUGCAAAACAUGCUGGCCCUGCUCAGAGAGGAGGACAUGGAGGACGUGCACAUUCAUGAAGUGCGGGAUGAUGGCCACCCUGAGGAGAAUGAUAUUUUGGAAGAGGAGGAGGAAGAGGACCAGUACUUCAGUGACAGCUGGGACAUUUGA
Nerophis lumbriciformis (worm pipefish) is the source of this 2412-nucleotide messenger RNA. Lineage: Eukaryota; Metazoa; Chordata; Actinopteri; Syngnathiformes; Syngnathidae. The record is from RefSeq and is a predicted model, not a curated record.